CUUUUAAGUUCUCGUAAACAACUUUCACUUUUAAAUAAAUCUCAACAUCAAUUGAUUUCUCUAAGAAGCUAGUCCUAAAAUAUUGGUAGACGUCUUUACCCAAUAUCUUAUCAUUGCAUUAAAUUAUCGCGUUAGAAUAGACCUAGGCAUCAUAUCAAUAUGUCGGAGCCCGUCCCACUUUGGCUAGACUGCGAUCCAGGUCACGAUGACGCCUUCGCAAUCCUCCUAGCAGCCCACCACCCCGGCAUCAAGCUGCUCGGGAUAAGCACCGUCCACGGCAACGCCUCCCUCGACAAAACAACGCGCAACGCGCUCUCCGUGCUCGCCGCAAUCGGCAAACACGACUCUAUCGCCGUGUACCCCGGCGCCGCGCGCGGACUCGUCCGCCCCGCCGUCCACGCCACCGAAAUCCACGGGGCCUCCGGGCUCGACGGCACAACGCUGCUCCCCCCUCCUCCGCCGGACCGGCUCGCGACAUGUACUUCCCCCACGCACCCCAGCGCGAUCACCGCCAUGGCUUCCGCGCUGCGCGACGCCGCGCCUGGGACAGUGUGGAUCGCGGCGACUGGGGCGCUGACGAAUGUCGCGGCUCUGUUCGCCGAGAACCCGGAUUUAGUCGCGAAAGUAAAGGGGUUGACGGUGAUGGGGGGCAGUGUGGGAGACGGGUUCACGGACGCGGUGAUGGGCGUUGUGGAUGGGAAGCCGCGGAUCGGGAAUUACACCCAGUGGGCGGAGUUCAAUGUCCUAAUUGACCCCGAGGCGGCGGCAGCGGUUUUCCAUAACCCCGUGUUGGCGGCGAAGACGACGCUGAUUCCCCUGGAUUUAACGCAUUUGGUUCUUGCUACGAAGGAGGUGCAGGAGUUGUUGCUGUAUGGACCGCCGACUGAGAGGGGCAGGGAGGGCAGGCCGAGGGAGGGGAGGGGCAGGUCGGAUUUGAGGGUUAUGUUGGUUGAGUUGUUGAAUUUCUUUGCGGGGACUUAUCGGGAUAAGUUUGGUAUUACGGAAGGCCCGCCGCUACAUGAUCCGUUGACGGUGGCGGCGAUACUCACGGGCACGGAAUAUGAGAUCCCGUUCUACGACUACGAUGCUAGGAAACCUGAGGGUGCUGAUCGGAAAGAGCGCUUUUCGGUUGAAGUCGUGACAGAGGGUACACUUGAGGAUGCUCAGGAACGCGGUACCCAGACGGGUCGCACUAUUGUCAAGCUGUUGCCCCCCGGAAGUGAGGGUGUUCGCAUACCCCGCGGCUUAGAUAUUCCGCUUUUCUGGAAGGUUAUCGAGGAGUGCUGUGAGAGUGCUGAUCAGGUUAACAAGAAGAUACUGUCUAAGCCCGCGAAUUGAUGGGCAAAUGAUUACGGCUUACGACUCAUGAGGAUGAGACCUCAAGAUAGGUAGAGAAAAGAAAGUGAGUACCUUGCUGAUAGAAUGAUGACGAGUAUAUGAAUUUGAAUAGACUUAUAUUACACUCGGACA
Messenger RNA from Annulohypoxylon maeteangense, 1470 nucleotides. RefSeq names its product Inosine/uridine-preferring nucleoside hydrolase. Lineage: Eukaryota; Fungi; Ascomycota; Sordariomycetes; Xylariales; Hypoxylaceae. Gene Ontology annotation, biological process: purine nucleoside catabolic process. Gene Ontology annotation, cellular component: cytosol. The transcript is spliced from 3 exons. Gene Ontology annotation, molecular function: purine nucleosidase activity. The coding region runs from base 160 to 1338 and encodes 392 amino acids. The record is from RefSeq and is a predicted model, not a curated record.